AAAGCCCAGAAGAAAAAUAAGAUGUAUCUGAAACACUCUGUUUGUGUUGUUUUUCUACAGAUUGUGGCAUAUUGCAUGUCCCUGCCUUUACCUAGUGGAGAAAAUGAAAUAGAUAAUGCUGAUAGAAUCUUUGCAGAGAACUACCUGAACGUUUUAUACAGUCUGCCAUCCGAGAAGAACAGAAAGAAAAGAAAUGUGGAAACUGUAGAAACCAAACUGAGAGAAAUGCAGUCUUUCUUUGGCCUCACUGUGACAGGACAGCUGAAUUCUGAAACACUGGCAAUCAUGAAACUACCCAGAUGUGGGAUACCAGAUAUGGCUGGAUAUAAUCUGUUUCCUAACAAUCUCAAAUGGCCUACAAAUAAUGUGACAUACAGAAUUGAGAACUAUAGCCCAGACUUACCACCUGUUGAUGUGGAUCGAGCUAUAAAGAAAGCUCUGAAAGUUUGGAGUGAUGUAACACCAUUGAAGUUCACCCGAAUUUAUUCUGGCACUGCAGAUAUCAUGAUCUCUUUUGGAAGUGGAGAACAUGGUGAUAAAUAUCCUUUUGAUGGACCCGAUGGAUUGUUAGCACAUGCUUUUCCACCAGGCCAAAAUCUGGGAGGUGACACACACUUUGAUGAAGAUGAGACUUGGACAACAAACUCCAAAGGUUACAACUUGUUCAAUGUUGCUGCUCAUGAAUUUGGCCAUGCUCUGGGACUACAGCAUUCUCAGGAUGUUGGAGCACUUAUGUACCCCGUCUAUUCUUAUGUCAAUCCCAAGGAAUUUCAACUUUCAGAUGAUGAUGUAAAAGGGAUUCAAGUCCUUUAUGGCCCUUCAACCUCAGAUGAUUCAGAACAUCCCAAAACCCCAGAUUCAUGUGAUCAGAGUUUGACAUUUGAUGCUAUUACAGAGUUUCGUGGAGAAAAGAUAAUUUUCAAAGACAGAUUCUUCUGGCGUCAUCAUCCACAGAUGACAGACAUAGAACUGUCAUUGAUUAAGUCCUAUUGGCCAGAUCUUCCCAAAAAAGUUGAUGCUGCUUAUGAAUCUUCAUCAAAGGAUCGUGUCUAUAUUUUCAAAGGAAGAAAGUUUUGGGAGCUUAAUGGUUAUGAUAUAACUGAAGGCCACCCCCGAAGCAUCUUCAGGUUUGGAUUUCCUAAAUCAGUAAAGAGAAUCGAUGCUGUUCUACAUGACUCAGACACUAAGAAGACACUAUUUUUUGUUGGAGAAAAGUAUUGGAGCUAUGAUGAAUUGAAUGGAGUUAUGGAUAAAGGACACCCGAAAUAUAUAGACGAACGUUUUCCAUCAGUUGGGGGUAACCUGGAUGCAGCCUACAAAGAAAAUGGUUAUAUAUAUUUCUUCCGUGGAACACUAAUGUUUCAAUAUAGUGAUGUCAGCAAACGUAUUCUUAGUGUCUCAAGAGCAAACUCCAUCUUGGGAUGUUAAUUGCAAAUUGCUAUGAUCUUAAAUGGGUUGAUUUCCAUGGAACAAAAUCAAAACAAGAGGCCAUAGUAAAGCAAAAAGGUAUAUAAACAGAUGCAAACUUGGAAAUAGCCAAGCAAAAAUGAUGUGAUCAAGGUGUAACAUGGCUACAAGAUUCUUCAUCAACCCAAUGACGCAUGCAACAUGGAAUAUAAUUAGAACAUUCAAGGAUAAAGAAAUAUAGACUGUCAGCUGACCUAUUGUGAAGGCGGACAUUGUCAGCAAUUCAGUACCACAAAAUAUACAUUUAGUAUUUAUUAAGCAUUGUGACAUCAGCUGAAUUUAACUGUUUUACUGGGUUAUAAAUACAUUGUACAAAGUUGAAGUUAAACUUACAUAAAGUCUUCUCAGUUUCGAAAGUGGGGGAAUGCUAGAACAUUUACUGUCUUGAAACAGGACUCUCAUUUUUAUUUGGCACAAAAAAGCUUCUUCAUAGUUUGCUUGGGUAUAUUUAUAUAUCUGAAUAUGAAUGUCAUGCCUAAAACAAAUAGAAUCAAACUAAAAAAAAAAACAGAAAGAAUGAAAGAGGGGAGACAGAUGAAGACAGAACUAACAACAAAAAGGAUAGACUUUAUAUAACUUGCUUAUAUUUAUAUAUUAGAAUAUGAGUUGUUGCUGUGCAAGAGUGUGUUUGUGUGUUUGCAUGUGAUACAUGUGCUUGUGAGGUGCACCUUUGGAUGUUUGUGCCUUUAUAUUUAAUUUAAUUGAUACAUAACAAAAAUAAUUGCUGUUUAUUUGUAAAACUCUGGUCUGGCACUAGAACACGUAAUUUGCUGUCUUGCACAGCCAUCAGUCUGGCACUGAUAUAAAUUAUGUCUGAAAUCUGUACACUGAAUUAGGGCAUAAUAAUGCUUAUAGCAAUAACAUGUGACAAAAAACAUACAGAAAUGAUGUUACUUCAGUUCCACACAUGUUAGUAGGAUAUUCAUUACAGGGAAGUGGGUGGAGAUUCCUGUGAUUUUAAAAGGGCUUCCCUGCGCCUUAUUGAGUUCCACUGGACAUGGUUCCCUCUGUUCAAGUUCAGUGCAGCAGGUUUGAACUCCCAAAUGUCUUUUUUUCCAUAAGAAAUAACUUCUUGUACAGUUACUAAGUAAGUCUAGACUGUCUAUGAUUCCUUUAUUUUUGUGAAUUUCUCCUUUCCUUAAGUUUGUGUGGCCAUUGAGUUCGUAUGUAUGUAUGCAUGUAUGUAUGUAACUUUGGGGAGUCUGAUGGGUUUGCCCCCAAAGGCAUCAGGAAGACCUUCCCCCCUGCAAAAAUGCUUACUUUUAAAUUUUUCUUUGGGUUAAGCUCAGUCCUUAUUGAGUUGGACCACAGGGAUUCACAGAUAUGGCUUUUAAAAAAAAUGUUUUUAACAUGUAAAAUAUAACACCAAGACCAUGUAUACCAUGAAGAGCAAACAUGAAUGCAGAAGUAUGUAAGUUUUCCUUAACUACUAAAUGAGUCAUAUAUUAGUUAUAGUCUGUAAUGCCUUGUAUAUAAGCAAACACAUUUUUGGCAACUUUCCGUAACAAAUCUUAUGCCCUUUCAUCCACUAAUAAAUCUGAUUUCAGUGCUAAAACAAUGCAUAUCUAAAAGUGUUGAUAAUUUUAUUCGCAAGUUGCAGCAUUACAAGGACAAUGCUUACUGACAGCAGCAGUUAGUAAAUUGUUUUUUCAAAAAUUGUGCUUAAACUUUAAAAAGCAAACACAUCCAUAUACCAGGAGAACAAAAGUUUUGGUAUAUCACAUCUACCUCUCUGUUGCAGAUAUCCUAGAUAAGCUGCCCCUCCCUAUCUCUUACAUAUAUCCCACCAAACUUUGUGUCUUUUUUGUAGAUCUAGAUCAUUCUGCUUCACUCCUUCUCUUCAUUUAUAUAUCAUCACCAUCACCUAGCCCCUGAAGAAAUCAUUAAAUCCAUAUCAUUUCUCCAACUUUUAGUCUCCUUUAAUAUGAACAUUCCCAGUGUUCCGAGUCCUUCCAUCUACCCAGCGACCCCAUUUGUAACCUACUUCACACUCUCAACCAAUAUAAUAUACCUCACCUGAUGAGGCCUUGAGGCCUGAAGCUAGGAUUACAGAUGAGACUUCACUAGCACCUUGCAUAACUGGAGGAUGAAAUCUGCCUCAGCAGAGUCCAGAUCCCUGGCUGCAUACCCCAUCACUGUGCUAACUCUUGAUGUUUCUACUUCAGAUUUCAUAACAACAUUCCAUUUUGAAAGUAAUAGUAGUAGUCAGACCACUGGACUUGUUGGAUAUAUCGUUGUAACAUGACAGCCUUCAAUUUCAUUCCUCCAAGUGGACAGCCAUAUACUUUUUCAUUCUGAAUCUCACUUUUUGCCCACAUUGUCAACUGCAUAAGAAUGUUAAGAAGCCAUCUUCCACUCCUUAACAAGUAAGAUAUUUAUAAUGUUAUCAGAGAAUCAAUUAACCUUAUUGUCUGGCCCCAUGAGUGACAUCUGACACAAAUAAUUAAAGUAGCUUUAGUGCAAGCACCAAGCUAUGUUUAAUAUUCCUGGUCACUGACUUCUUGUUCCAUAGUUCAUCUCUAACAGCUGUCCUCUACAUCUUAUCACCUAUCUAAUUUCACGUACUCCUCACCAGUUUGAAGUCUGAUAGCAUACCCUUCAGUUUUCACAGCAGCUUUCUGAUAAGCAUGGUAUCAUAGGCUGUGCUCAAUGCAGAAACACUGCAUCCACCAAUUUGGGGGACUUGGUAUCACCUGUUAUGAUAUUGUGUAACAUUAAAGUGAUAAGGGCUCUAGUGUAACAGUCAGUAUUACUGACCAUUUGCUAGACAAUUUGCAUUCAGUAACUCCAGCAGCAUACCUCAUGGAAUAUUAUAUUGUAGCUUUUCUCAGGAUAAAUCUAAUUUUGUCCAGGCAGUUAUUAUCUAGUUUCUUUCCAGAGCCUGUUUUAUGCAAUGGUCACUGUUUCCUUCAUACAGUUGUUUAACUCUGUUUAAUGGUUCAAGCAGCACAUCUGUCACGUUUGGUAGCACCUGACUUUGGACAACAUAUUUGAUCCCUAUGGCUUAGCAACGGACCCCUUGUCUGUCUAUCAAUGUACCAAUCUAUCCAUUCCUUAGUCACUUUCCUAGCUGUCCAGUUGUACUCAUUCAUGCAAUACUCUGCCCUGAAAUAACAUAAAGUACAAUCUCUUAAAUAUUAAAGUAGAACACUCAUUUAGGAUCUCAGCCUUGGUUUUUCUGUCUUCAAACUGACAUCCACUCCUUAAUCCAGUGUGAGACAAACAUUUCACGUGAUCCAUUCUGUUUAUAUAUCUGAAAUACACUACGUAGUGUGAUUUUGAAAUCAGCAAUGGAAUACAGGUGUUUAAAAAUUAGUGGUUAUAUUACAAUACCAUACACAUCUGAAAAGAUAUGCGAACAUGUUCCAGUUGCCUAUGUAAAUAAACUCAAAAUGAGAGAUCUGUUUUGCCACCAGCCAGUUACAUCACGUUUUAACAGUUUAAGAAUUGCACUGAAUUGUACUCUGCCUAAUAAAAUCUAUGAAGAAUUAUACAGCACUAAAAUCAGAACUAGGCAUCUGACUUUCUAGGAUAAAUAAUACAGAUGUGCUGAUACUGUAUUUCUCUGCAUAUAUGAACGUACAUAUUUGUAUUUUAUUAACUGAAUUUGUGUUACAUUUAUGAAAGAAGCAACCACAGUCUUCAUUUUGUUUUUCACAUCUUCUAAUUAUUUUUAUUUAUAUUUAUAUUUAUAAUAAGUAUAUGAUAAUUUAUUUUAUAAAUCUGCAUUUUUGAUGCAUAAAUGGUAUUUAGCAAAUAAAAACAUUAAACACAACUAAAAUAACAGCUAUUAAUGACAGAUAGAUAUCUGUUUUGUAUGUUCAGUUAAGUAUAGUGACAAAAUUGACCUGAAUCAAGGGAGAUACCAGAAGGAAUUUUAGCCAUGACGUAUUAGUUCAAGUUAACUUAAUGUGUUUACUAAUAGAUAUUUUUCCCACGGAGUGAGACUGGGGAGGUAUAACAGGACAUUUAAGUAAUAUUUCACUACUCUAAAGAAAGCACUAUUCCUGUACUGUUUAUUUUUACAGAAAAAUAAUUAAAAUGCACUUAUUCAUUUGAACUUACUGUGCUGUGUUUGCUUAUUUGUGUUUAAAUUAUUUGUAUAACAAUAUCAUGUCCGACCUAUCACAAUCAUCAUAAUCAUGGAUUAAUAGCAUUUAUUCUAAAAAAUGUAAAAUAAAGUUAAACCAGACUUUAGUGCUUUUAUUUCUCACAUUUUAUUCAUGUUCUACAGUUGCAUACAUUAAAUACAUAAUAUCUGUAUUUCUAUUAGUGUGCCUUCAUUUUGUGCUAAUAUUUUAGACAGUUAUGUCAGUACUGUACCACCACUUGUAAUAUAUAGUG
Protopterus annectens (West African lungfish) is the source of this 5811-nucleotide messenger RNA. RefSeq names its product collagenase 3-like. Gene Ontology annotation, cellular component: extracellular matrix. The record is from RefSeq and is a predicted model, not a curated record. The transcript is spliced from 10 exons. Gene Ontology annotation, biological process: collagen catabolic process; extracellular matrix organization; proteolysis. Lineage: Eukaryota; Metazoa; Chordata; Ceratodontiformes; Protopteridae. Gene Ontology annotation, molecular function: zinc ion binding; metalloendopeptidase activity. Bases 22 to 1428 code for a protein of 468 amino acids.